Molecule: messenger RNA, 1520 nt
Organism: Priapulus caudatus
Lineage: Eukaryota; Metazoa; Priapulida; Priapulimorpha; Priapulimorphida; Priapulidae
Molecular function (GO): nucleic acid binding; zinc ion binding
Source: RefSeq, a predicted model, not a curated record
GAUGCAUUUGCGGAGAUGGUGCAGUGCCUCGAUGACAGGAGCCUCUCAUUAAUCAUGAGGGAUGCGAGAGACGAUGGCAGAAAGGCGUUUAAGAUCCUUAGGGAGCACUACCGUUCACAGAGUAAGCCCCGUAUAAUAACUCUCUACACAGAGCUUACGAGCUUGAAGAAGUUAGAUACCGAGACUGUAACGGACUACAUGUUGCGGGCAGAGAGUUCAUCUACUUCCCUGAAAAUGUCAGGUGAAAUGAUAAGUGACAGUCUUCUGGUGGCAAUGGUGUUGAAGGGUCUGCCUCAACAACAGUUCAAACCUUUCACCACCGUUGUCACACAGAAGGACAAGGCACUCACCUUUACUGAGUUUAAGGUGGCCCUCCGUAAUUUUGAAGAUACGGAGAAGCUAAACAGAGAUGAAGGCGCCAAGGUUGAGGAUAGUGUGAUGAAGGCCGCAUGGAAAGCCCGUGUAUAUCCCUCGGGUGGCACUAACGUGAAGUGCUACUCAUGCGGGAAAAUGGGACAUAAAGUGGCGGACUGUAGGUCCAAGAAGCAGCGCUGGUGUGAUGUCUGCAAAAAUCACACUCAUGACACUAAGUUCUGUCGAAAACAGAAAAAGGACAAUGCUAAUGGGGCAGGCAGCGACUCUGCAAAACGUGCCGAACUUGCAAAAUCGCUAGGGGAUAACCACACGUUCGACUUUGUGUUCAAAGUUGGUGAAAUGAUUUCACCAAACGUAAACGGCAUGCUUGUCGAUUGUGGGGCAACGGCACAUAUCGUUACGGAUAAAUCGAAGUUCGUGAAAUUCAACAAGAAUUUUGUGCCAGCUCGACACUACAUGGAACUCGCCAAUGGUGAUAGAUCCAACAAUGUAGCCCUCGCCCGUGGAGAUGCCAAGAUCACGAUCGUGGAUAACAAGGGACGACAGGUAGAUGCUCUCCUGAACAAUACACUUUACAUACCUACCUAUCCCCAGGACAUCUUCUCUGUACAAGCAGCUACCGAAAUGGGAGCAACCAUCACCUUCCUACCGGACUCUGCUCAACUAGUACAUAGAGAUGGUACCAAGUUUGACAUUUUGAAGUCUGGAAAAUUGUACUAUUUAAAUAGAGCAUCUGAAAUGAGACGUGAUGUUACUUCAGACACGGUAAAUGUCACUCGUAGUCUGAAAGAUUGACAUGAGGUUUUAGGACAUUGUAAUGCUCCUGAUAUUCUGAAGCUUGAGAAGGUUGUUAAAGGUAUGAAAGUCGCUGGUAAGCAUAAAUUUGAGUGUGGCAUAUGUAUAGAGGGCAAGAUGACACAAUACCGUAACAGAGACCCAGAUAGACGAGCUACCGUACCACUGGAGUUGGUGCAUUGUGAUCUGGCAGGUCCUGUGGACCCAAUUGCCAAGGAAGGUUUCCGGUAUGCUUUGAGCUUUGUAGAUGACUACUCCGGAUUGAUCCUCAUCUACUUCCUGAAACAGAAAAGUGACACGACUCGUGCCACUAGGAAGUAUCUUGCCGAUAUUGCACCAUAUGGAUCUAU